CUGCUCCCUGAGGGCGGGAGGAAUAUAGGGUGUCGCGAAAUUCCAGAAUUUCAGCAAAUUUCAGCUGAUUCCAGUCUUCACUCUGGUCAGAAUAUUUUCAGGAACCUUGUGGGAAGCAAAGGGUUCGGUCUGAGCUGCUGUCGUCCGAUUUAUUCCAAGAAAAGAGCCGGCCACGCCCACCACCAUGCCCUGGCACAUGCUCAGUGAGCAGCUAGCCGGCGUGCUUCAGUAUCUGCCAGCAGCCUCCCCUCUGUUGCUCUUGGCUGUCCUCCCUCUCACCUCGCUUCUGCUCGUAUCUGUCGUGCUAGCCGCCCUCAAGCUCGCCAUGUCGCGGAGAAUCCGCGCACGUUCUGCGGAAGGAAACCCGGCAGCGCCGUACCGGAGUGUGGACUCCCCCGAGCUGAAGACGAUGAUGUUUGAAGAGUGUGACACCAUCGAUAAGCUGUGGUCGCGCGCCGUGGGCCUGUACGCCACCAAGAAAUGCCUGGGAACCCGGGAGCUACUGAGUGAAGAAGACGAGGUUCAACCCAACGGAAAGGUCUUCAAAAAGGUGAUCUUAGGAGAGUACAAAUGGCAGACGUACACGGACGUGGACCGGCGUAUCGUCAGUCUGGGACAGGGUCUGGCCGCGCUCGGACAGAAGCCACGGAACAACGUUCUGAUGCUGGCCGAGACACGGGCAGAUUGGAUGGUCACAGCACAGACGUGCUUCAAGUUCAACUACCCCUUGGUUACGAUCUAUGCCACCCUCGGAGAGGAGGCCAUAGCUCACGGCAUCAAUGAAUCUGAGGCCACCCAUGUGUUCACUAAUGCCGAACUACUGCCAAAGAUAAAGAAUGUUGCAGGUAAAAUCCCCAAAGUGCAAUACAUCAUAUACAUGGAGGCAUUGAACGGCAAGCCAGCUGCAACUGACGGUUUCCCUGCCGGUAUACAGCUCCUCUCUAUGGCUCAGGUGGAAGAGAUGGGCUCCAAGGCAGAAAAUGCAAACCGCCCAAUCCAGCCGCCCGUACCAGACGACUUGGCUGUCAUCAUGUACACCAGCGGGUCCACAGGACUGCCUAAAGGUGUCAUGAUAGCACACAGGAACCUGAUCGGGGGCAUGGCCGGGCAGUGUGACAGGAUCCCUGGACUGGGACCAAAGGACACCUACAUCGGCUACCUGCCCCUGGCCCAUGUACUGGAGCUGAGUGCUGAGAUCUCCUGUCUGGCGUUUGGAACCCCCAUCGGCUACUCCUCACCUCUCACACUGUCAGACCAGUCAAGCAAGAUCAAGCGGGGCAGCAAGGGUGAUGCCAGUGUGCUCAGGCCAACACUUAUGGCUGCUGUACCGGUCAUCAUGGAUCGGAUCUACAAGACAGUCAUGGACAAGGUGAACGAAGGAGGCAAGUGGAAAAAGGCCAUGUUCAAUGUGGCGUAUGGAUACAAACUCAAACUGGUGGAGAAUGGGUCGGACACACCACUGCUUAACAGGUCCAUUUUCAAACCGGUGAGGUCCAUCCUCGGAGGGCGGAUCAGGAUGAUGUUGUCGGGCGGGGCGCCCCUCUCGGCGACCACCCAGCGGUUCAUGAACGUGUGUUUCUGCUGCCCCGUCCUGCAGGGGUACGGGCUGACAGAGACCUGUGGGGCGGGAACUGUUACUGAAGUUGAUGACCUCACUACGGGUAGAGUGGGAGCACCACUCAUCUGCAAUGAGAUCAAACUGGUAGACUGGGACGAAGGUGGUUACACGACUGGAGACAAGCCGUACCCGCGGGGUGAGAUCGUGGUGGGCGGGCCCAACAUCACCCUGGGGUACUACAAGAACCCGACACAGACGGCCGAGGACUUCCGCGAGGAGGGCGGAAACCGCUGGUUCUACACUGGCGACAUCGGAGAGUUCCACCCCGACGGAUGCCUCAAGAUCAUCGAUCGUAAGAAGGACCUAGUGAAACUUCAGGCUGGUGAGUAUGUGUCGUUGGGAAAGGUGGAGGCCGCGCUGAAGAACAACUCUCUGGUGGACAACAUCUGUGUGUAUGCCAGCAGUGACCAACACUACGCCAUCGCACUGGUGGUGCCUAACCACAAACAUCUCAAGAACCUGUCUGAUAAGAUGGAGCUGAAGUCUGACCAGUGGGAGGAGCUGUGUAACAACCCUGAUCUGGAGAAGGAGGUGCUGAAGGUCUUACACAAAGUCGCAAAGGAAGCUAAACUGGAGAGGUUUGAGAUUCCUCAGAAGGUUCGCCUGUGCAGCGAGAACUGGACUCCAGACACCGGGCUGGUCACCGACGCCUUCAAACUCAAGCGGAAGAACCUGCAGUCCCACUACAGUCAGGACAUCGCACGGCUGUACGGGUCCUAAUCACUACAUUCCCCCUCGUAACGCUGGCUAGAGAAUCGCGUGUAGAGUUGUAAAACUUAUUCAGGUACCAGGGCUGGAAGUAUGCUAAGGUUAGUGCUGGUAAAACUGGAGCUGUGCAGGUAUUUCUGAUGUCUACCUGCACCUAAACCUGCACUGGUCCAUGUAUUGGGUAUAUGCAGGUUAGUGCAGGUAAAAUUGGAGCUGUGCAGGUAUUUCUGAUGUCCACCUGCACCUAACCUGCAUUGGCCCAUGUCCUGGGUUUAUGAACACUGGUUUCUUGAAACUAGUAGUUUCUAGUGUGACCCAUACUUCAUAAAUUCUGAGUCGGCGAUGCAGGUAAAAUUUUUCUGGUGCAGGUAAUUUUCAGUGUUACCUGCACCAGCGGAAAAUUACCUGCAUGCAGAAAAAAACUAUUUCAAGCCCUGGGCACUGCAAAUGCUUUGGUGGUUAUAUUUCACAGUAUAAGAAAAAGGAGGUUUAUGCAGUGUAUUAAAAUUGAAAUUAAAACUCAGCAAUAGGAUGACCAAACCUAGGAGAGGGGGUUGGGAUAGUUGUGCAGUUCUUCCGCCUUUGGUUGAUGAUAAUAGUCAGGUAUUAAUAAAAAGACUAGCACUGAGUAAAAAUUAGCAAAUAAUCGUGUAUAACUACUGGUAAGAUUGACUGAGAUUUCUACAAUGUACGUUUGUUGCUGCACUCAUAAUUAGAGAUGUGAAUUGUACCCAAGUGAAGAAUGAAUUGUUGCUAAAUCAGGCGAUAGCUGCUUUUUAAAAGAAAUGUAAAAUGCUGUUGACUUGAGGAUCACAGAAAAAAGCCAGGCACUGCAUUUAUACUUAAUAACACGAAAACCCUCAACCCCAAGACCUUACCAACAGUAGUCUUUCAAAGGGACCUAGUGUAAGCCUCUGUGCAUGUGUGUGUGUGCACGUGUGUGAGUUAGAUAAUACAUUAGACUGACCAAGUUGUCCAGUACUUGUAGUAUCAUCAGGAAGGAGGUUGCAUUUCUGUGUACUGGUGUAUGUUUUCGUGCGUGUGGAUAGCUUUCUAGCCAAAUGCGUGUCUGAAAACUAAAACUACCCAAGAAAAAUGUGGGUAUUACUAAACAGCGGAAAAAGUAUUUCUUUUAGCCUAGACGAUAGAGAUAAGAGUAGUAAUUUAGCAGUGGAAGAACCUGGCUUACUGCACUGUUGUCUGCACUCAAUGUAGUGAAUGGAAUGGUAAAAGUUUAAGGAUGAACCUAAAGCACGUAAAAUCUAAGUAAGAGUCACUAUCUACCUGUGCCUGUCCAGGAAUGAUUGCACAAUGCAGCAGUUAGCUUAAGAUCUACCUGUAAAAACUACAGGUAAUUUGUUAUAUCUAGAAAUUAAUUGCACUUGAAAUUAAAGCUUAAAAGAUAUGAUUUGUAAGCCAUGCUUGUACAUGGCCAAGAAGAAAUUGCGCAGUAAUGUCUAAAGAAAAAUCAUGGUGUUGCAUAUUAAAAUCAUUCAUGUUUUGCAUACAUUUAGCUUGAUUUUGGGCAUCAAUUUUCUUGUGUACAGUUUGUUGCAGAAUUGAAACUAAAAGUGGAAGAUGUAUGUACUCUCCGUCCAGUGUUGCAACAAAAAAACUACUAUAUGGUACAUAUUUUGAUACCAAUAUUAUACUAGAAGUUCAAGAGUACUAGAACCAAAUGUACCAAAUAUCUUUAACAUCAGAGAAGAUAUGACUACCAUUCUUAAGAUAUAUUUGGACAUGUCAGAGUAUAUACUUCCAGCUGGACUGCGAACAUUCAAGUCCAAAUUACUAGUAUCAACUUUACUGUACACAUUUCACAUUGAAUGGAACGUAUGAUGCUGAAUUGUGUACUUCUUUUCCAUGACCAGUUUAAGAGAUUCUGCUUGUGAUUAGCUUUUGAAUUGUGUUAUAAGCUAAUGCAUAAUUUAAAAGAGUUUUCAAGUUGCUAAGAAGAUUAUAACUAAUGCUUGGAAAAUCUAUGUGUUUGAAUGCAUUCCUUCAGAAAUGGCUAUAUGAUAUUUCUAAUCCAUGUAUAAAACAGCACCACCUUUGUCAUGUAUAAAAGAGUACAACUUUUCUAGAUUGUCUAGCUGAAGAUCACAUUCGUUGUAUGAUUCUUGAACAAAAUGUGCAUGUACAUGUACUUGGCAACAUUUUUUGUCGCAAGCUAGAAGAAUUUUGUACAACACACCCAGAACCCCAUAAGAAUGGCCCCAAUUUGCUGCACAGUUGUAAUUAUCUUACAACGAAUGUGAACAAGCUAUAGAACUAUCUUAUAGUCAUUUUAGGUCAAUAUUUGUUAGUCAGACUAUCUGAGCAGUAAGCUCAAAUAUCAGUCAAGAAACAUUGAAGUUGGAUAAGGUAUACUGGUAGAGCAUUUCAGGACAAACACAACUCAUUUUAGUAGUGCUACUUUUAUUGAGAUAACAUUAAGUUUGCAUACUGGCUGGUUUAUUGCAAGCAAUAAUGUGUUAAGUGUUUAUUAUAUUUACAAGAAUACUUUUUAUAUACUUCUUGCAGAAAAUAAGAAACAGGUUUAUAGUCUAGCAUCCUUCUAUGUUAUUAAGUUUAUAUAUAAGAAGUUAAUAUAUUAUUUGUAUAUUUUCGAGAACUUAAGUUUUUUUUAUAAAAGAUAUUCAAAGGAAUAUUCUAGGGGGACCCAUAUUAUUUUCUUGUUUUAAAAAAAUCUUUAUUGAAAAUUAUGCAAAAUUUUAUUUAUGACAUUUCCAUAUGAAUAAGUCUUAAAGUUAAGAGUUUUUGCCAUUACCAAUCAUGUAACGAAAGGAUUGAAAUGUAGUCAACUUAAAAUUCCCUGACCUUAUUAUAACAUGCAACAUAGCAUAGAUUUUUCUAUAUCAUUGAGUAAGUCCACCGCAUCAUGUGAUCUUUGAAACACAAGUCUUUUAGAAUGUGGAAAGACACAAUUAACUACAUGUAAUACCUUUAUGAAUGUAACAUGCUCUUUCAAAAGUUACAAAUUUGGGGCUUCCAGCCACAUGUUGCCUUUGAAAGUUUAGAAGAAAAAAAAAGACUUCCAGUUCCAAAAUGACCAGUGUUUCAAGAUUGGAAGUAGUAUAUAGACAGCAUGUUAAAAUGUUCAAGGUAUCAAGACUGUGUGGUUAUAUGCUGCACUAUAUAUUUAGUUUUCAUAUAUUUAGUCAUCAUAUAUGAACCUAAAUGCUUAGCAUUGGCAAGGGUUUAAGUACAUGUAUCUUUCAAACUUCAUCACUCACAUGCUUUGGAAAUAAAACAAGUGCUAGCAACCUG
Branchiostoma belcheri (Belcher's lancelet) is the source of this 5596-nucleotide messenger RNA. Its product is annotated as long-chain-fatty-acid--CoA ligase 4-like. Gene Ontology annotation, biological process: long-chain fatty-acyl-CoA metabolic process; neuron differentiation; long-chain fatty acid metabolic process. The record is from RefSeq and is a predicted model, not a curated record. The coding region runs from base 185 to 2338 and encodes 717 amino acids. Gene Ontology annotation, molecular function: long-chain fatty acid-CoA ligase activity. NCBI's taxonomy places the organism in Eukaryota, Metazoa, Chordata, Leptocardii, Amphioxiformes, Branchiostomatidae. The transcript has 15 exons. Gene Ontology annotation, cellular component: endoplasmic reticulum; plasma membrane; lipid droplet.